Molecule: messenger RNA, 2889 nt
Organism: Saccoglossus kowalevskii
Lineage: Eukaryota; Metazoa; Hemichordata; Enteropneusta; Harrimaniidae
Product: transcription initiation factor TFIID subunit 1-like
Biological process (GO): RNA polymerase II preinitiation complex assembly; transcription by RNA polymerase II
Cellular component (GO): transcription factor TFIID complex
Molecular function (GO): RNA polymerase II general transcription initiation factor activity; histone acetyltransferase activity; TBP-class protein binding
Source: RefSeq, a predicted model, not a curated record
AUGGAUGGAACAGGUCGUGCUGCUGCUUCACCAAACGAAUCUAAACGUCACUUGUCACAGCUAGGUCGUUUUGAAGGAUUAGGAAGUCUUGUAGACGAAAUUGCAGGAGAUGCUGAAGACGAAGAAGUCAAUGAGAAUUCUGGUUCAGAUAUUUCUCCUCAUGAAGCCAUUGAUUAUUCUGACAUCAUGGAAGUUGCGGAUGAAGAAAGUUGUAAUGAUAGGAAUUACAGAGAUGCAAUGAAUGACAUGCAAGCGCCAUCUAAAGAUUCUGAUUCUGAUGAUGACUAUGAUGCUGAGGAAGAUGGAGCAAACCAAUCAAAGAAUGAUACUAAAUUAAUGCCACCACCGUCAAUAACGCCACCAUUUAGAAGUCAAUUAUCAGACACGCGAUUGGAUGUACCUGGUGAGGAAGACUGUGACAAUGCCGGACAAUCUGUUGAACCGAGUGAAGAGGUUUAUAACAAUGCUGGAAAGACUGCUGUAUCUUAUAAAGAUAAUUAUGACAAUAAUGAACAGAGUGUUAAAACAGAGACAAUUAACUCUGAAGACAAGGAACAGAAAGAUGAGAAUUCUGUGACGAAAAUGGAAACAAUGAAAGAAGAGCCAGCUUUAACUGUUACUCAAUUAUUUCCUGAGUUUAGACCGGGAAAGGUGCUUAGAUUUUCCAAACUAUUUGGUCUUGGAAAACCUUCAUCACUGCCGCAUAUAUGGAGAGGAUCUAAGAGGAAAAGACGAAAAAAGAAACCUGUUGCCGAGGACGACCAGAACUCUGCUGAUGUACAAAAGACUUACAUGUAUGGUAUAGAAAUUAAGCCAAAAAUUAUGCCAACAAUAGAGGAUUGUUUGGUUGACGAUGAGGUUCUACAUGGUACCCCAAUGGAAGUUAAACCUGAACAAAUGGCACUAGACAAAGACAAAGAGAAGGAGUGUAAACCUAAGGUAGCUGAAUGGCGCUAUGGACCUGCUCAGUACUGGUAUGAUCUGUUAGGUGUGGAUCCCACAGCUCAAGAAUUGGAUUAUGGAUUCAAACUUAAAUCAGAAAAUGAGAAUACAGAAGAGAAGGAUGCUACAAAACCAACAGAUGAAAACUCUGACAAAUCUGAUGAAGAUUUGGAAGAUAAAGAAAACCAAACAUUCAAAGCACCAGACGAGUGUUUUCAGAUGGUGACACAGAUGCACUGGGAAGACGAUGUUGUAUGGAAUGGGGAGGAAUCUAAAAAUAGAAUAAUGAACAGUAUAGCCAUGACAAGAGCUGGUUGGAUACCUACAAGUGCUAAUAGAACAGCUCAUUUGUAUAAUUUACAUAUGGACCAACAUCAACAGCAGCAAAAACAUGAGAAAAAGAAGGAUACCUGGUUUUCUAUUUUUCCUGUUGAAAAUGAAGAACUUGUUUAUGGAAGAUGGGAAGAUAAAAUCAUUUGGGAUGCUCAGAAUAUGGAAAGAAUUCCAUCACCGCCAAUGUUGCAAUUAGAUCCAAAUGAUGAGAAUCUGGUUCUUGGGAUCCCGGAUGAUAAAGAUCCCAAUCAGGAAUCUAGUACACAAGUCAAGGAGAAGAAGGAGCCAAGAAGAUCAAAAAUAUUGCUUGAAAAAUCUGGCGUUACAAAACCUGAACCACAGACUUACAAUGAAAUAGAACAAAAUGAUUCAUUUAAUCUGUCUAAUGAUGAGUACUAUAAUCCAAAAGAUACCAGAGAAAGUUCAUUACGAAGUGCCAUGGCUGGAUUGUUACAGCAUUCUACGCCAGCAUUGGAGCUACGACAGCCAUUCUUUCCAACACAUUAUGGACCAAUCAAAUUGAGGUCCUUCCAUCGACCAUCAAUAAAACGGUAUUCUCAUGGACCAAUGGCGAGUCCAGGCUUUCAUCCUGUGUAUCCGUUACUCAGACAAAUAAAAAAAAAAGCAAAGGAACGUGAGCAAGAAAGAUUGGCAUCGGGUGGAGGUGAGAUGUUUUUUAUGAGAACACCAGAAGACUUGACUGGAUCUGAUGGUGAUUUGAUACUUGCUGAAUAUAGUGAAGAAUAUCCACCACAUAUUAUGAAUGUCGGAAUGGCUACAAAGAUAAAAAAUUACUACAAACGAAAACCUGGUAUAGACAGUAAACCACCUGACUAUAAAUACGGAGAGACUGUAUACGCCCACUCAUCACCGUUCCUCGGUUCGCUACAGCCAGGACAGUCGCUACAAGCAUUUGAAAAUAAUUUAUUUCGCAGUCCUAUCUAUAGACAUCGUUUACCUCUCACAGAUUUUCUGAUUAUUAAAACCAGACAAGGCUAUUAUAUUCGUGAAAUUGAAGAUAUAUACACAGUGGGGCAGCUAUGUCCAUUAAUGGAGGUACCCGGUCCGAAUUCCAAGAAAGCUAACAACCACAUCAGGGAUUUUCUACAGGUGUUUAUUUAUCGGUUAUUUUGGAAGAGUAAAGAUAAACCAAGAAGGAUUAAAAUGGAGGACAUUAAAAGAGCAUUCCCGACUCAUUCUGAAAGUAGUAUUAGAAAACGUUUAAAAUUAUGUGCUGAUUUCAAGAGAACUGGUAUGGAUUCCAAUUGGUGGGUGUUAAAACCUGAUUUUAGAUUGCCAACAGAGGAAGAGAUUCGCGCUAUGGUGUCUCCAGAACAAUGUUGUGCAUAUGCCAGUAUGUUAGCUGCUGAGCAGAGACUGAAGGAUGCUGGAUAUGGUGAGAAAUCGUUUCUAGCUCCAGAUGAUGAUAAUGAAGAUAAUGAUGUCCGUAUUGAUGAUGAGGUUCGGGCAGCCCCAUGGAAUACAACCAGGGCAUUUAUCUCUGCAAUGAAAGGAAAAUGUUUACUAGCAAUAACCGAUCCCACGGCCGAUCCUACUGGGUCAGGCGAAGGAUUCUCAUACAUCAAAAUACCGAAUAAACCGCAACAACAGAAA